CGGCGCAGCACUGGGUGUGCCGUGUGCGCAUGCGCAGGAUGUAAGCCCGCACCUGGAAGCUGGGGUGUACGGGUGGGAGUUCUGGCGCCUUAUCGCUAGAUGCGUUCAGCCUUGCGUCUGGCGGCUGAUGGAGAUACUGAGGCAACUGCUGCAGUGCUUAGCACGCGUGCGCGGAUGCUUGGGCAAGUGGUUCACUGGUCUGGCGUCUGAGGAUGCUCGUGUUGCUGGAAGCUAGAGCAGCUCAGCACCUGCCAAGCCUGGAGGGAAACAUGGAGGGACAGGAUGAGAAGCCCCUGGGGCCCUUGAAAACCUAUGAGCAGGACUCUUUUCUUCCUCAAGAGAUUAUCAUCAAGGUGGAGGGAGAAGAUGCUGGGCCACUGGCCACCCCAUCCCAGGAAGGAAUAAACUUUAAAAUUGUGACUGUGGACUUCACUCAUGAAGAUCAGGGGACUUGGAACCCUGCUCCAAGGACCCCAGACAGAGGUGUGACCCUGGAGAACCACAUGGACCUAGUCUCUUGGGAUCUGGCAACUGCAUUUGGAAGAAGAGAAUCAACCUUAAAGCAGAGCAGUUGUGGUGAAGAAUUCUCCCAUGAAGUGAAAAUAGAAAAGUUGACAAGAGAUGAUCCUUGGCUGUCUUCAUGUGAAGAAGUCCAUGGCUGUAAAGACCAGUUAGAGAAGCAACAGGGGAAGCAAGAGAGACUUUUGCAGAAAGUGGCAUUCACUCAGAGGAAAGCAGUUAUUCAUGAAAGACUCUGCAAAAGUGAUGAACUUGAGAAGAGUGCUGUUAAUUCCAGUCUUCUUUCACUUCCCAUGAUACCCAUUAAAAACCGAUUCCAUAAGCAUAUGUCACAUGUUAAAAAGUGGCAUGCUGAUUCUGUUAUAAACAGUCUUCAGAAGAUUAGUGACAAUGACAAACUAUGUGAAAAUAAUGAAUGUGAAAAACUCCCUCAGAGCAUACAUCUGUUUCAGGUUACAAGAACUCCAAAAAGAGAUAAAUCUUAUGAAUUUAGUGACAAUAUUAAGCCUUUUAGUGAUGCUAUACCCAUAAAUAAAAAUGAGAAAAUUUGUUCAGGAGGUAAAACCUUUGAUUUUAAGGAAUGUGGACAAGUUUUGAACCAUGGCAUAUCCCUCAAUGAACAACAGAGAAUCCCUCUUGAGGAGAGUCAAUAUAAAUGUAGUAAAAUAUCUCAGAAUUCAUCCAUUGCUCACAACAUGAGAAAUCAAUCUGAGGAGAAACCUUUUGAAUGUAAUCAGUGUGGGAAAUCCUUUAGCUGGAGCUCACAUCUUGUUGCACAUCAGAGAACACAUACAGGGGAAAAACCUUAUGAAUGUAAUGAAUGUGGAAAAUCUUUCAGUCGGAGCUCACACCUUGUUUCCCAUCAGAGAACUCAUACGGGAGAGAAACCGUACAGAUGUAAUCAGUGUGGGAAAUCCUUUAGCCAGAGCUAUGUCCUUGUUGUGCACCAGAGAACUCACACUGGAGAGAAGCCUUAUGAAUGCAGCCAAUGUGGAAAGUCAUUUAGGCAGAGCUACAAGCUUAUUGCACAUCAAAGAACUCACACUGGAGAGAAGCCCUAUGAGUGUAAUCAAUGUGGGAAAUCAUUUAUUCAGAGUUACAAACUUAUUGCACAUCAAAGAAUUCAUACUGGAGAAAAACCUUAUGAAUGCAAUCAGUGUGGGAAAUCUUUUAGUCAAAGUUAUAAACUUGUUGCUCAUCAGAGAACGCACACUGGGGAAAAGCCCUUUGAAUGUAAUCAAUGUGGAAAAUCUUUCAGCUGGAGCUCUCAGCUGGUGGCACAUCAAAGAACUCACACUGGAGAGAAACCUUAUGAGUGUAAUGAAUGUGGAAAAUCUUUCAACCGCAGUUCUCACCUUGUUAUGCAUCAAAGAACUCAUACUGGAGAAAAACCAUACGAAUGUAAUCAGUGUGGGAAAUCCUUUAGCCAGAGUUAUGUUCUUGUUGUACAUCAGAGAACUCAUACUGGGGAAAAGCCCUAUGAAUGCAGUCAAUGUGGGAAAUCCUUUAGGCAGAGUUCAUGCCUUACUCAACACCAGAGAACUCAUACUGGAGAGAAACCAUAUGAAUGUAAUCAGUGUGGAAAGACAUUCAGCUUGAGUGCUCGACUUAUAGUACAUCAAAGAACUCACACUGGAGAGAAGCCCUUUACAUGUAAUCAGUGUGGGAAAGCUUUCAUUAACAGCUCUAAGCUUCUCAGGCAUCAGGCAACUCAUAAUGAAGAGAAACCAUACGAAUAUAGCUAGUUUAUUAAUCUUCAACCCAGAAUUGAUUUCUGUUAAUUUUAGUCUUUUUAGAAAUUUAUUUUAAUGGAGUGUGUGUAGUGUCAAGUUUAGAUAAUAUAUGUUGACAGACUUUUGGUAACUUGUUAACUAUGUAUCUAGAAAUUUGUAAGAAAUGGGGCAAAUCUAUAAACUGCACAUUUUUAAUUUAGUUAUAUGUGCAAAAUCUAAUUUGGCCUUACAAGCAUCCUGAAAAAGUAGUAAAUACUUUUGAUUUUCCUUGCAGAAAGCACUCAGUCCUGAGUUGGAGAGAAAACCAGUGAGAUGUGGACCUCUUCCCCAAAACAGCACACAAAAGGCUAACACUGAUGGGCUUGUGGAAAAGAUAUAAAAAUUAUUGUAGUGUUGAGAAUGUAGGCCAAAAAACAGUGUUACUAUGUAUCAUUCUACUACAUGAUUUCUUCAGUUACGUAGUUUACAGUUUACUUUUUAAAAUAGCACUUUCUGUUAUAAAGUGAUGACUAUGAGAGAAAAAAAGGAAAAUGGCUGAUACAAAAUAAAAAAUGCAGGAGAAAAUACAGAAAUAUUUUCUAGAACUACUGUAUUUGUGUAUGGAUCAAAUUUGAAAGAGAUUAUGGAUGUAUCUGAUAUUUUGAUUUAUGUCAAGUGUUUUUGUUUUAGACAUUUGUUGUUUUUCUAUAAUAAAUGAUAUAAUGAGUAAAAAUUGGUUAAAUAAAAUAACCCAUAAUUUUUCUACCUUGUUUAACUAGAGCAACCAGAUAGCAAAAGUCACCUAGGGUUCUUUUUUUUUUUUUUUUUUAAGACAGUGUCACACUAUGUAGCUCAGGUUGGCCUUGAACUCACUAUGUAUCCCAGGCUGGCCUUGAAUUCAAGUGCUGAGUUUACAGGGAUGCACCACGACACCCAGCUUCACCCAGGGAUUUCCAUUUGGCUUAGCUGAUCAUGCCUUAGGGCUUAGAUUCUUAGGGAUAUUACCUACAGAAAAUAAAAUAGUUCCUUGGAAAUGGAUAACUAAAAUUUAGACUAGAAAGGGUUCUAAUGAGUGAAUGAGAAUGCAUGGAUAGUAUAGAUGAUAUAAGAGCUUACUUUAAUAUAUUUAAAGUACAAAGAAGCACUAUUUUCAAGAAAGUUUUUCUCCCCUCAUGUGCCAUUGUUAUUCUGAGAUAUGUUCUCUACUAUGAGUCCUUGGUGAGGGUGUGCUGCUCUGGCUAAGUAUUCUUCACCUCAAGCUUGCAAGAAUGUGUUGAGUGUGGUAAGCUUUUUAGCUGCCAAUUGAUUUUUAAGAUUUGAUUCACAUGUCUUGUGUUUUUUUGCUCAGUCCUGAAUUCUCACCUUGUGAAUUAUGCUAGAAAGGUAAUAAAAAAAUGUCAAGAGCUGAACUGAGAGAACAGAGAAUAGAGGUAUAUCUCCUGAAGAAAAGAAGGAAAACCCAAAAUAACUUCCGAUAGAUUUUUGGUAAAAUUCCAUUCCCUCAAGAUUACUUAGAAAAGCUCUCUCUUUGAGAAUUAAACCCCAUACUUUAGCACAGUUGGCAGUGACAGGUCUGGAAGAACAGUUGUUGAUGCCUGGAAAACUGUCUCCCAUCCCAGCAUCAUCUCCCCCCGGCCCAUCAGUGCAUAAAUAGAGAAGUGGCAAGAGUUCCCCAUACACUAGCUUUUGGAGAGGGCUUGAAAUUGUGGAAAAUGCCAGCUUAACAAUGGGAUCUACAUAGACUUCCCUAAUGUUAUAGGUAAAAUUAAUAUUGGUGCUUGAUAUAAGUGGAUGACUUUCACUGGGCACUUUGAAUCUUUCUUUGAAGGCAAGGAAUGAAGAUUUUUUUUUUUUUCAUUUUUUGUUUUUUUCCCAGGUACUGGGAAUUGAACUCAUGACGUCACACUUGCCAGGGAGGCGCUGUGCUGCUGAGCUAAAUCCCCAGCUCCUAAGGAAUGAAAAUUAUGCAAGUAAAUAUAAAGUCAAGUGGCCUAAAAAAAUAGGGCUCUGAAGCUUUUACUAUUUGGAAAUGACUUUUAUUCCUAUGGAAUUUUUUAAAAUAAAUGUUCAAAAUACUUCAUUGAGAAUAUGAAAUUUGCAAAAUUGCAAAAAAAAUUUGGAAAUGUCCGUUGUGUGAUGGUGUGUGUGCGUGCGCGUGUAUGUGUAUGUGUGUGUGUGUGUGUUUCUAGCUACCUUGUUAGAUUUAUUAUCAACUGUGUGUACUACAAAUGUAUCCACUCCUGGAUAGCGAUUUAUUGUUGCCAAGUGUUUUGAAAUAAAAUAAAUUCUCUAAUAAAAA
Chinchilla lanigera (long-tailed chinchilla) is the source of this 4530-nucleotide messenger RNA. RefSeq names its product zinc finger protein 180 (gene Znf180). The coding region runs from base 213 to 2264 and encodes 683 amino acids. Gene Ontology annotation, molecular function: DNA-binding transcription activator activity, RNA polymerase II-specific; RNA polymerase II cis-regulatory region sequence-specific DNA binding. Lineage: Eukaryota; Metazoa; Chordata; Mammalia; Rodentia; Chinchillidae. The transcript is spliced from 5 exons. Gene Ontology annotation, cellular component: nucleus. The record is from RefSeq and is a predicted model, not a curated record. Gene Ontology annotation, biological process: regulation of transcription by RNA polymerase II.